Messenger RNA from Electrophorus electricus (electric eel), 1853 nucleotides. The record is from RefSeq and is a predicted model, not a curated record. Lineage: Eukaryota; Metazoa; Chordata; Actinopteri; Gymnotiformes; Gymnotidae.
UGCACAGCUGGAACUAAACUGCUGCUCUGUCAGGGACCCAAGUUUUCCAGUAUCAACCUUAUGAAGUUCAGCAGGAAUGUUGGGUGUCUCAAACGUGCUAACCACUAUCACGUCAAACCAAACGAAAGUUGUAAACUGUCCAGCUUCACCCCCAGUCUACAAUGCGGAAGGUUGUUGAGCACCGUGGUCCGAGCAUGUCCACUGCUUUCGAUUAAGCCGAUGCGGGGACUUGUGGACGAGAAGCUUCAGAUCGUCGUGAGGAAUUUAAGACCAAAACAAGACGUGACACUUCACUCUGUACAUCAGUCAGAAGAUAAGGAUUUUUGGGGACAUUAUGUCAGCGAUGACAAUGGCACCGUGACCGUGGCAAAGGACGCCAGUCUGAGCGGCACCUAUGUAGGUGUGGAGGCCAUGGGACUGAUGUGGAGUCUUCGGCCAGUGCCAGGGAGUCGAGCAGGACUGAGAUUACGAAAGAAAGAUGUCCUGUCACCACUGGUAUUCCACAUUUCUGUGCAUGAUGGACAUGUUUCUCAGGGUUUUACUCAGCUCACGCCAUUAGAGAGCCUUGUUAUAGAGCGAUGGUACAUGGCUCCAGGUGUACAAAGACUCGAUAUCAGAGAGAGAGGUGUUCAAGGAACUUUGUUCAUACCUCCAGGCCCUGGCCCAUUCCCUGGUGUGCUGGAUAUGUGGGGAGGGGGUGGUGGACUGGUGGAGUAUCGAGCCGCCCUCCUGGUUUCACAUGGCUUUGCUUCGAUGGCGCUGGAGUAUCUGACUCCUGGUGAAUUAAAAAAACUAAAGGCUGAUGUCAAUUACUUUGAGACAGCAUAUCAGAUCCUGCAGAAUCAUGGCAUGGUGCAGAGGGACAGAUUGGCUCUGUGUGGUCUCUCGUUUGGUGGUGCUGUCGCCCUCUCUAUGGCUGCCUACUCAAAAAUCAUUAAGCCCCAGUGUUGUGUGUGCAUCAGUGGCAGUCAUAUUCCGCUCAUCAAAAAGUCUUUGGAUGAAACCUUUGAGGACGUAAUGAAAUAUAGAAGUAAAAUUCGGAUAGAGAACAAUCAGGUCAUCUGGAGAGAUGUUGCCCUGCCCAUCACAACAGAUCCCACCUUGAAAGUGGAUGUUGGACAGAUAACAUGUCCAGUGCUGUUAGUGGUCGCUGGUGAUGAUCAGAACUGGCCCACUGUGGAGUCUGCUGAAGAUAUACAACAGAUAAUGGAAAAGGCUGGAAAUCAUCACCUGCUCCAAGUCCACAUCUACCCUGGUGCAGGUCACCUAAUUGAGCCGCCAUACUCGCCACACCACCGGGCCACAAACUUCAGAGUGCAAGGCAAAGGGAAAGCGCUCAUGCUCUGGGGUGGACAGGCCAAACCACAUGCAGAUGCCCAAGAGGACUCAUGGGGAAAAAUUCUGACCUUUCUACAGGAACACCUGUAUCACGCUACCUCAUAGGCAAAACUACUUUAGUGGUGCAUUUUUAAUUAAAUUAAAAGCUCUUAAAUGGUUUAUUCACUAUAAAAUAAGCUUUAUCCACUGUGACCUGUAUUAGUACAUGAAUGAAGGUAUGUUUUGUGAAAAUCACUAAUAAUUGCAUUAUAAAUUGUAACAAUGCACAAUAAACACCUUGUUAAUACCUUGAUGUGCAGAUUAACCUAAACGAACAAUCAAAUUCAUAUGUUGUAUGUGAGGUGGGCACACAACAUGGCGCCGCAGAUGACGACACUGGUGUGGAGUUCUUUAAUGUUUGGUUUGUUUAUCCAUAGUUGUGUUGUCACAUGUGAACCAAACAAACUCAUAUACAGUGCAGAAGUUUUCUUAAAUAUCAGGCAGUCCAUGCCAUGCGGUAUAGACUCGUGGCUCAU